UGCUGGCCUCGUGUCGGCGAACACCUGCUCCACAACGGUUACCCCGGUCCAGCCGGCCCUUUGUCCCGCAACCGCCACUAUAUAUAUAAUAUAAAGCCCAUAAGACUAACUUCCAGUCAAGUUUUUAAGCUUUGCGUGACAACAUCGUUGAUGAAAUUUAGCAAAUUCAAAAAAAAAAAAAAAUCUCUAAAUGAAUCAUUAAGUGACACGUGCCAAUAUUUUUUUUAGUGAUUUUUUUUUUUUUUUUUCUACAAUUAUAAACAAUUUUUUUUCUCAUUAUGGAGAUAUUAUUGUGUUUGAUGACAUUAAGUGUCACUGGAUUUGUUUACUCUCAAGAAUCAUCAUCUUCAAUUGAUCUUGCAAGUACUGUUAAAUUACUUCAGGAGCAAGUUAGCGCACUUCUUGAACAUCGACAAGAGGAGUACAAUGCACUUGAGGAUAGUCUCAAGAAGGCCAUGGAGAAGAAUACAGAACUCAUUGUUUUGAAGAAUGAAGUCAAAUUUUUGAGAAAGGAAAUGAAUAUCCUACGGGGCGGAAGUAGCAACGAGGCGAAGAAUGAAAGAUUGAGGGUCCGAUGGUUGGGCAGUGCCGUGACGGAAUUACAAAGUGAAUUGGCCGAGGUCCUAAGAGCUAGGAAUGCUAGUGAAGAAUUUGUCGAAAGAUCAAGAAUGAGAAGUGAAAUUGCAUUAUUGAGAAGCGAUGUUGCUGAAGUUGGUCGUGGUAUCAGAGAUAUGGGCGUUCGAAUGACUAGUCUUGAGGCAUCAUUUGGUACCGUUCGUAUGGAUAUUGCAGCUGUUAAGGAACGAGUUAGUCAAUUGUCCAGGACGUGUGCCGAUGUCAGUAGCCAGUUAAGUACAGUUCAAAUGGAAAUGAAAUCAACAAAAUACGAUCACAAUUCCGAGCAUAAAUUGAAUCAUCAUCAACUUUCGCGAAAUGAAAUUCAAAUUGAAUCAAAACGUAUGGGUGGCAGUCAUCAUACACGUCAUUCAAUGUCAAGAUUACCGGCAACUUUGAGACAUGUUGAGGAACGUCUUGGUAAUUUAGAGCAUAAAAUUGCUGUGGUUGCGAGAAAAAAGUCUAUUAUUGAGAAACGUGUCAUAUUUGAGGAUCAAAUUGAUUUAUUUAAUCGUAUUGAAAAACUUGAGAGUCUUGAGGAAAAUUUAUCGCGACGUAUUUUUAAUGUUAGUCAAGAUGUUAUUGAAUCGCAUAAAUUGAGUGAAUCAAUGGUACAAUUAUUUGAAUCUGUCGAAAGUAUUGAGGAUAAAAUUGAGACAAAUCAAUCGGACGCAAAACGUGAAAUUGCCCGUUUAGAUGUGAAUGCUGCGCGUAAAGCCGCGGAAUUAUCAUUGACACGUGAGGAAUUGGGUAAUUUGAAAAAAGCCGUUCAAGCACUGAGUGUGAGUGCAUCAAAAUUACAGGAGAAAAGCGAUCAACAACAUGAGGCAAUUGUUAAUUUAACAAUGUCAUUGGGAAAAAUUGAUUUGAAUAGAACAAUUGAUAAGGCCAGUAAUAUCACCAAAGAAUUGGAACACGUUGAAGAUCAAUACAGAUCAAUGAUCGACGCCCUACCAGGGAAUUGUAAAGAAAGGGACGGACUGACUUUAUUAGCACCUGGUCCAGGUGCACCGCUUUUAGCGUCAUGUAGUAAAGGUUGGAUUGUUGUUGGACGAAGAACAGAAGGGACAAUUGACUUUGAUCGCAGCUGGAAUGAUUAUGCAACUGGUUUUGGUUCACCGGUGAAUGAAUUUUGGGCAGGAAAUGAAGCACUUCAUCGUUUAACAAGGGACAAUUGUACAAGAUUGAAAAUUGAUUUAAUUGAUAUUGAUGGACAAUAUUGGCAGGCAAAUUAUGAAUUAUUUAAUGUUGACACCGAGGAAUCUGGUUAUAAAUUACAUAUUUCAGAUUAUUCUGGUAAUGCAACUGAUGCAAUGUCAUAUCAAAAUGGAAUGGCAUUUAGUGCAAAGGAUAGAGACAUGGACAUUAGUCCAAGUGAUUGUGCCGCUAAUUAUCAUGGUGGUUGGUGGUUCAGUCACUGUCAGCAUGCAAAUCUCAAUGGUCGUUAUUCUCUUGGGCUUACAUGGUUCCGUUCUGAUAUCAAUGAAUGGAUGGUAAUUGCCUCAGCUGAAUUGUCCGUACAGAAAAAAAGUCAAUGCUAA
Leptopilina boulardi is the source of this 2156-nucleotide messenger RNA. RefSeq names its product protein scabrous. The coding region runs from base 279 to 2156 and encodes 625 amino acids. The record is from RefSeq and is a predicted model, not a curated record. Lineage: Eukaryota; Metazoa; Arthropoda; Insecta; Hymenoptera; Figitidae. The transcript has 4 exons.